GCGUCCCCUAAAUUCGCUCUUUGAAAGUCCGUAUCUCAAUAAUAAUAAUAUAAAAAAACUACACGAUGCAUAACCAGCCAUUAUCCUACGGGUUAGAAAACAAACUAUAAAAAAUAAUUAAUCUUCAAUAUUUAAGAAGUGCAUCAUCGACAAAUUUUCAUAGGUUUUAAACAACCUAAAACUUGUGGUGAGCAAAGUGUUUUGCCACUAUCUCCUAACAACAUUUUCGCAAAGAAUCUUCCCCUCCCCCUUUCCUUCCCACGACUACCGUGUUCGUGAGCUCGUACUCCAGCCUAUAUAUGCAUAUGUUCUUGCGUGUGUGCGAGCACGAGUGGGAGAAAUGUGCUGCUGAAAAGGGCGGUAAAAGACUCCGCCCUCUCGGUGUUUCGAUCUGACAGCAGACCUUGUAGCAAGCGCAGCGCGCCUGUGACAGACAGGAGUGGGCGUGAGUAGGACAUGCUAAUAUGGUGAUGGAGGCGUUGCCAGUGAACAUCACGAGGACGCCUACAACCUCCACGGUCAUUAACUCUCUACCCCGCGACGUUUACUUCUCGCCAGGCUCGCUGCCGGAGACUCAGUCCUGGCCUGGCUUCGGUGCCUCCUACAACGAGGUCACCGGCGUGGACGAUCUCGCGGGCAACAAGAGCGGUGCGACAGACGGCACUGGGCUGCACUUCUACGAGCUGCUGCUGACCCACCCCAGCUUCAGGAUGAAGGAUGAGCUGCUGCGCUACGCAACGCCCGUUAUCGUCGUCUUCGGUAACUUCUCCAACCUGCUGGCCCUCGUCGUCCUUCGCCGAAAGAACCUGCGCCAGCACUCCGUGUGCUUUUACAUGGCCGCCUACGCCGUGGCCAACCUCCUCGUGCUGGACCUAAUCCUUGGCACGGCCUGGAUCUGCUUCGUACUGGAAAAGCAGUACAUCGGCAUCACUGACUGGGGCUGUCGCCUGUGGACGUUUGUCUCCAACGUCAUUAUCUACUGCGGCAUCUGGUUCGUGGUGGUGCUCGCCAUCGACCGCUUCAUCUACCUGUGCUACUCCCGCAAGGCGGCCAGCUACUGCACAGUGUUUGCCGCCAAGACCAUCGUCAUCAUCGUGCUGAUCGGUCUAGUCGUCGUCAGCAUUCACGCCAUGUGGACCUACGAGCUGCAACCGCAAGGCUGUUUCGUCAGCUUCGAGCAGCAGGACCUGCACACCCUCAUCUGGCCCUGGUGGUCGGCUUCCAUCUACUCCUACCUGCCGCUCACUAUGAUGCUCUUCAUCAACAUCGUCCUGUCCAUCUCCCUCUGUCUCAAACGCCAUCGCCAGCGCCGCUCUCAGCAAGUAGGGACGACAACUGACGACUUUGCCAUCACCACCCUCGUCAUUUCUUCCUGUUUCUUCCUGCUGGCUGUUCCUGCCACCAUCGUCAACGUCAUCGACAUCCAUUUCCCGGCAUCGUGGCUCUCCAUUGACCGCAUCGCGGAAAUAGAACUCACUAAAAAAAUCACGGAAAUACUGUCUUCCGUGAACCAGACCUUGCUGGGCACGAUACUGAUGAUCUUCUCGCGGGCCUUCCGGCAGGAGCUGUAUUCGCUGGCCAGUGCCAUCCACCUCAAAAGAAGGCCGAAAGUGUACGAGAUGUGCAACAUGUCUACUGACAGUGCCGCUGCUAAUGGUAAUGACAAUGAAGACGAUGGUGGACGAGCACAGCCGUGUAACAACGCCAGCUCCUCGAGAAACCACAUUGAGUAUCAGGCGUGUAACAGUACUGAUGUCACGUCUAGUGUGUAGUAUACCUGUGCCAAUCUCUUCAUGUACGAAGACUAUUCUUCGGACUGCACUCUCAUUUCUGGGGGCGGGCAAAGCUUUCAGCAGAGAAGUACCAGUUCUAAAGCUCUAUAUAACAACUUUGGUACAAAGCCUUUCGGCUGUGAUCCGCAAUGACCAGACAUAACGUGAAAUAAAUGCAGUGUCCAACUGUUAUUGAACAUAUUGUCUGCUUUACCAUGUUCGUCAUAUGUGCCUUUGUAUUAAAGGCAUGGAGCACACUUUACAUUUACGAUAGUGCGGGAUGUGGUAGUGAAGGGAGUAGACUCGGGGCUGCUCUCUGUAAGCUCAAACUGAUUCUUUGUCUCGUGAACGGUAUGUCGUCUUAAAACAAUUCAAGACUGAUUGCUCAAAGAAUAUUGCUGAUCUACGACUGCUGGUUCAAGGUAUUGUAUUUACUUGCCCCAACUCGUUUUCUAAUGUUUCCCAGAUCACGCAUAUAUAAGACUGUUGAUGCUUUACAUUUUUAUUAUUUAUCUGGCCUCCUAUAUCUCUCUUAUUUACAUUUCUGUAUUUUAUUUGUUUACGAUGUUAGCAGACACUUGACACAUUAGCUGAACCUCGACCUUACCGCUAUGCUAUUCACAAUCCAAAGUGAAAAAAAAAUUUUUUUUUACUUUCCUAUGUUUAUUGUUUUUAAUUCGAACUCAUAUUUGGGCAUAUUCCUACCCAAUUUUUAUUCCACGACUCCUUGAAACGGGCAUCUGGGCUACUCGGUGUAAAGUUCGCUCACUCAGGUGGUGCAGCAGGGAGGCGCGUGGGACGAACGACUGUCGCGGAGUCAGAUUUUGCCACUGUGUGUGGCACCUGUCCACAGCGCCUAACUAGCUCGCCGUGAAAACAUUAGUUGCUGACUUGGUGUAAAACACCAACGACCAGCAAACAUCUUUCUUUGUACUUCUCUCUCUCAAUACACUACUACCACUACUAUUACGACCAAUGCGACAAAACAGUAUGUAGCAGGGCAGUCCGAUCGAGUAACAGUUAAAGUGCCUGUCACCAUACAGUGAGUACGCUUAGGGUUGACAUUUCAUAUAGGACACGAUAUACUUACAUACAACAUCUUUUGAAAGAGCCGGAUACCUAGUCUUAGCUUAUAGUUCAGCUUUAAAACAUUUUUAAUCGUCAUCUUUCACAGGUUUUACAACAGAAUGAGACUAAAAGUAUUCAGACUACAUUUAACUGUCGGUAAUCCUCCCUUUUCACUCCCUGUCCAAUAAAUACUAGUGCCCAGAGACAAUGUUUUCGUGUCCACACAAUCCUCGACUCAGCCGCCUUGCGCUGAAGGCUAGAGUAGGGGGAAGGAUAACUAAAAACGCGAUUGUCUAAUGAGCAAUGUCUGAUGAGCAAUUUCUGGCUUCUUUUUCCUUUUUUAUCCUUCUUUCUGGAGAGAAGCUUUUCAUCUGUCUUCUCACUUCUCACGACACUUCAAUGACUUCCCUACAUUUCACGUUAACGCUUGUGCACUAUUGCUUUGGAUGUACACCUACACUCUGAGGACGACUUCUACUAUUAUACUCUUACAUGUCAAGCAUUCUUCUGCAAUUCUCGCACAAGACCAAAAAAAGCAGUUGCUUUAAUCUUAUAAUGCUCCCCAAAACUCCCGCCAUGUUAGCAAAGAAACGGUUUGAUGCAUCCACUGUAACGUGUGAACGUUGGCUUUCCUCGUAAAAUGUGCUGAUUCGAUAAAGACAAGGCAAUGUUUUUUGUUGUUAUGCUAAUGGAUUCCAGUUUGACACAUUCCAGGCACUUGCCUAUGUCACCUGACCCACUGUGUGAUAAUCUCUACAUUUGUGUCUUCUGGUGUUUAAUUACUUCCUUUUGAAAUGCCUACAAAUAAAAGUAUAUGAUAUAGC
This is a messenger RNA of Pomacea canaliculata, 3664 nucleotides long. RefSeq names its product cysteinyl leukotriene receptor 1-like. Gene Ontology annotation, biological process: G protein-coupled receptor signaling pathway. Gene Ontology annotation, molecular function: G protein-coupled receptor activity. NCBI's taxonomy places the organism in Eukaryota, Metazoa, Mollusca, Gastropoda, Architaenioglossa, Ampullariidae. Gene Ontology annotation, cellular component: membrane. The record is from RefSeq and is a predicted model, not a curated record.